GCGUGUGUGUGCGUGCGUGUGUGUGUGUGUGCGUGUGUGAGAGAGUUGCGUGCGAAGAGCUGACAUGUCAUUGAGAAGAAUCUUCACCUGUAAGCGAGGAAGUCAAGACUUUAAAGCUUCACAACAUUUGAAUGAAGCACAGAAGAGAUUUUAUUCUCUGACUCUACUUCCGCUUGGAUUGAGGAUUGUGUGAGUGGAUUUGGUUUCUUUUGUUUUCUUUUUUCUUUUCUUUUUUCUUUCAUGUGAGAUCACUGCAAAAUUAUACUGGACCUCACUGGCAACCUCGCAGAAAGCUGCGCACCUGUUACCUGCACGGAGCGCAAAACGAUGAUCCCGCCAGGUGACUGCAUGUACGCGGGCAGAAAGAGGAGGAAGCCCAUCCAAAAACAGAAACCGUCGUCUGCUAACGAGAAAACAAAUCCGUCCAAACGACAUCGAGAUCGUUUGAACGCUGAGUUGGAUCGACUGGCGAGUUUGUUGCCUUUUUCUGCUGACGUCAUUUCCAAACUGGACAAACUUUCUGUGCUCAGACUUGCAGUUUCUUACCUCAGAGUUAAAAGCUUCUUUCAAGCAAACCCGGAUAAGACGUCCGGGAAGCAAACCAUGAACCCAGCAUUAGAAGUUAGGAAAGAAAACAACAACAUGGAUGCUGCCGUCAAUGAAAGUUCGCUUCUCUUGGAGUCUCUGACAGGAUUUGCGUUGGUGGUGAGCAGUGAUGGGAUGAUGUUUUAUGCUUCAUCAACUAUUGUGGACUAUCUAGGAUUCCAUCAGACGGAUGUGAUGCACCAGAACGUGUUUGACUACAUUCACAUUGACGACCGCCAGGAGUUUAGAAGCCAGCUGCACUGGGCCAUGUGUCCUCCACAGCACCAGGGGGCAGCAGCGCAUCAGGACAGCCAGCUCACUGCAGGCACUGGUGAGGACUUUGCGGCGAGCAGCUUGUUCAACUCUCCAGAGGCAGGCGGCGUUCCUGCAGAGCUCUCUUGCUUCCUCAACAGAUGUUUCAUAGCGAGGGUCCGAUGUCUCUUGGACAGCACAUCUGGAUUCUUGACGAUGCAGUUUCAAGGUCGGCUGAAGUUUCUGCACGGACAGAAAAAGAAGUCAGCGUCCGGUGCGCCGCUUCCUCCUCAGCUGGCUCUCUUCUGCAUCGCUGUGCCUCUUCUGCUGCCCUCCAUCACCGAAAUGAAGAUGAAGAACAUGCUAAUGCGCGGGAAAAACAAAGGCGGCAUGGUCACCACACUGGAGCAUGGAGAAAGAGGAGAACACCUCCGUAGGCACUCUUUCAGUGGGGGAAUGGACGAUGUAGCAGACCCUCUUCUCCUGUCUUGUCCGACUCCUGGGGGUACCCAGAGGGGUCACCACACGCCUUGGACCCCGCUCACCAAAGACAACCUCAAGUUUCGUCCUGAUGUCUACUAUAACCAAGAAGAACCUCUCAAUUUCUGCAAGUCAUCCAUGUCAUCCCAUAAGGGCCUCAGUCCAGGCCUGGGGAACAGUUGGCCUUUGCGUCCCAGCUCUGGGCUCCUCAGGGGUGGUCAAGGCAUUGGCUACAUCCCAGCUAACCGCUUAAACAAGGCUGGCCAAUAUGGGAAGCCGUACCGCCUUUCUCCCAGCUGCCACAGCAGCAGGAAUGGCGAGGUGUUUGUGUCUAAGCUCUACGGGAACCUCCAGAUCCCGGCAGAACCGGACCCCUACUGCGUAGAUUUAGUGAAGAGCGAGAGCGGCUACGGCGAAUGCUACGACGGCCACCUGAUGACCGAGAUGCCAGCCAUUAAAGUAGAGCACGACUCGGACUCGGAGAAUGGCUGCGACCCUUACGGGCGACCAUGGGCAAACCGGGAUCCGGAGGCAAUGGACCGUCGCUACGGUAACGGGAUAUAUGACCAGAGCUCUGGUGUCCAUCUGAAAUCGGAGGCGGAUUAUUACGACCUGCAGUACUCGCCCUGUCAUCGCGGCAAAGCAGCAAUCAGCCCACCGUACAACACCGGAAACUUCCAGAACUACGCGGUUAACAACAGCGGACGCUUGCUGAAAUGUGACAAAGAUUUGAGCAACAACGACCAAUUCAGCCCUCAGAGACUUUCUCACACUCAAUGCAGUAAUCAAACAAUCAACCUCAUCGACUCUCACGUCUACCAGCAAGAGCCUGAAAAGGCUUACAUGCACCAGGACUUCAAUAAGCACUACGAGUUCAAAGGCCAUGGGCUGAUCCAUUCCAUCAAACGAGAGCCCAUGGACUCCCCGCCGUGGUCCGAGGGCACCCACGACAUCAACAAGGCCAUGACAAUUGGUCCAAGGAACAUUAUGCCGUGUGUGAAAUCAAACCCUUACGUUUAUUUGCCCUAAGCGUCUUUGAAGUGGUGCACUUCAUGCCCCGUCAUCAAGCACACCCAACAUGAAGAGUGAAAGUACGAACAUUCUAUUUGGAUGACAGAACAGGCUCAGGUUCUUGUGUUUGUGUUUGACAAUCAAGUGUUAGCUUUUCUAGUCGCUUUGGAUUAGUGAACACGAGAGACAUCGUUUAUUUCCUGUCAUGUGUUGGACAUUGUAGCGUUCUUCACCAAUCUAAAACUUGCUAAGCAGGUUGAAAAAAUAUGAAGAUCUACUGGACUUCACUGGAGGGUUUUUGUUUCUCAGCACUUUAACUACCACAUUUUAAUACUAAAUGAUAACAAUACUGAUGCAUCGUGACAAUGUUACCUGCUGGAUGACCGCUGGAACUACACUCAGUGGAUCCUCCGAGGUUUAACACAAUCAAUCAAUCAAUCAAUCAAUCAAUCAAUCAAUCAAUCAAUCCCCUCAGUUCGUCCAUCCAUCCAUGUAUAUUUAUCUACAUAGUUAUAAUGUACAAACAUGAUUUUGCAAUGGAAAUGAUGGAAAUAAAAAUGCAACUUUGUGAUACAAUAUUAAUGAGGUCCAAAGUUAUAAUAAUGACGUAGCUGUAAUUACAGUAUAACCCGUUCAAGUUGACACAAGCGUUUGUCGACAUAACCGAAAAUAGCUUUAAUUGAGUUUAUGUCGAGUUUAGCCACCAGUGCAUUUGUAAGCUAAACAUCUAAAAUAAAACAUUGCAAUGUUUACAUUAUUUAGUUGCUAUGUUAGAAUCAAGUUAAUACUGCCGUGCUUUUUUUUAAGCUUAGUUUGCACUGAACAGGACGUGAGUGUGUGCAUGUGUCAAAGGGGACCGAUUAUGAUUUUUUUUUUUUUAAAUAUACAUUCAAAACACUUCCUUGUGGUCUAAAGAACAUGUAAUGGUGGUUCUUUGGUCAGUAUUUUGCAUGGAUUCUGUUUUACAGACCAUCUUCAAGUUACUUUCUGACUGUCUCUUCAGGACGUUUUGGAGGCAGUCUUAUUUACGUGCCUUCACUUCAACUGCGUCAACUCUCUGUUAGCCAUGUAGUAGUUUUUAGACCUUCCAUAGGUAGUGUAGUGACAGAUAUAAUUUAGAACAAUACACUGCUUUAAAUUAGAAAAUGGCAACAGCGAAGGAUGCGUGUGCAUAUACGAGCCAGUCUGCCCCACAACACGAGGAUAGAGAAAAAGGAGUUUAUAGCUGGGAUGUUACCGACGUCACAUAUGGCUCACGUCCCACCCAUUAAAUACUGUAUGUGUGGUGGUCAAGCUAGCUCUGUUUUCAAUGGGUACUAGGUGCCAUUUAGCUUUUAUCAAAGAAAAAAUGCCCUAAGCUUGUGUUGGUUUUGUGUAAGAACCGUUCAAAUUGCCAGAAAGAUAAAUGUUCUUCGAGAGGUAAUUAAAAAGGGAUGAAGAGUGCAAGAUUUGACGAAACGACGAGAAAAGAAGCACACACUCCAGUCAAAGAAUGCAUAAGUUUACAGUGAUCAAAAUGUUGAAGGUUUGUUUCUACUUUUAACGGUUAUUAUUUACCAUUUAAGUAUUAUCUUGAUAGUAUUUGUUUUUCUUAAUCACAUUUUUGCUACGAUUGUUUCAAAAAGCAUCAACUCGGCGAGUCUAAAUAAAAGAAACACACGUUUUUACCAAAGGCAGCAAUCAUAAAUGAAGCUGUCCGCACAUACAUGAUGUUGACACCAAUAGUUAUAUUUUGAUAAAGACGGCGAAAAACACGCUACGCAAAGUUAAAUCAUUUGCAUGCAACCUUACCGGAGCAAAAACGAUGCAUAUUUAUCGGAGUCUUGAUAGCAAUUUCCUUGACCCAGCCACACACAAAUAAUUUGUAGACCUCCAUGCUUUUCCAAGUUACCAUCUGUUUUCUCGGGAGAACAAUACGUUGAUAUGUCUGAGAGCAUGACCCAAGUAUAAUCCUUUAUAUCACUUGAAAAAUAUUUUUCUGAUAAAAGUAUCGGGAUAUAUUCCAUUAGAUUGUUUGCUUUUUGCAGGAAGAUUUAAGCCUCUUUUGUACUCAGAUAUUUCCACGCUGCUAGCUGCACAACAGCCAUCUUGGCUUGGUUGACCACCACUGCUUUUCACUUCCGGAAAAAAGUCAUGUGACGGAAUACAAGCAAUUGACUACGGUGUCAGACUGCAAUGCCGUAUUGGCGCAAAAAUCUUCGGGUAAACCUCUACCAUGUAAUGGAGAUAUCCGCUGACCUCACAGAGCAGAUAAUGUCAAAGGACAGAGCCAAUUCCAAUUAGUUUGUAGAAAGAAUAAAGGAAUGCAAUACUCUUUUAUAAACAUCUCCAAAAUGCUUCCCUGAUUUGAUUUUGAAUUUAUGGGACUUAUGUGGAUCCCACAUACACAAAGUAAGGUACCAUCUGGUAAGAAAAGUUGUUUUUUCAUAAUAGGUACCCUUUAAUUUAGUGUCAUUACACUGUAAUAAUGUUGCUGCUUAGUGAUAAUGAUGAAGUUAAUAAUACAACACACGACAACAUUAACAGACCAUUUUUUAUAGAACUGUGUUGUGGUUGACUUUAGCGGACACUUUUUUAAGUAUUAGGUGUAAGAAGAAGAUGUGGACUAGGACUUGAUGAGUUAACCAACAGCUUGUCGACAUAAACCGUCCUAAAUUUUGUACAUAUUAUCCCUCAAAUUGUAUGUCAACAAAAGCUGUCGAUAAUGUAUGCUAAGUCAACUUAAGAGGACACGAGACAGACCCAAUGAGUUGUUUGUCGAGUUAAAACGGGUUCUACUUAGCAUGUAGCUCACCAGUAACAUAAAGGCUUGUGAUUGGCUGCAGAAGCUUGUCAACAAAGUGUUUCCUCUCUGUUACAUCAGCCAUUUUCAAAUGGUAAGUUUUGUCUAAUUUUGGUGCUCAACUUAUAGCUAUACAGUAGAAUGCAUAUUGAUAACAUUUUAUCAUUUAUGUUUCGACUCGUUCUGUAUGUAUAUGCCUUUUCAAAUAAGAACAACUCAAAACUCAACGGAUUGUGUUCUACCUCAGAGGUUCUACUGUGCAAAAAAUUUGAUAGCGUAGUAAAAAGGGGAUUCAUAUAACCCCAUUUGUUGCAGUUUACCUGACACAUGAAACAUGCUGAUUUUGUGGGGGCACUUUCCACUUUAGUUGGCAGUAAUGUUGAAUAUCUUAAAAUAUGUUUUGUGGGAAUUCCAAAUUUGAUUACAGCGUUCAUUGCUGUGUAGGGUGGUGCUUUCUGUCAUUUUCAGCAGAUUGCAUUUCCAAAUGAUUAACCCCGCCUCUCUCUUUCACACAAAAUUCACCCAGGAACGGGGCCAUAUGAAACCCUUCUCUAGCCUAUUUCUACAAUUUUCAGUUAAAUGACAAAAAAAUGUCAAGUUAUGAGUAUUUUUCAUAAUAAAUCAAAACAGCUAGUUUUUUCAUCAAGUGACAUCAUGGGAGCACACAGGAAAAUUACAAAACUGUAUUCAAUGUCCUUAUAAACUGUGAUUGGUUGUAUUAGAAAUUAACAUAUCAAUUAGGAUACAUUUUUAUUAUGAUAUGUUAUAAUCAACAACAUUGGCACAAUGAGUAUCUAAGCAGGGAAGUCCAAAGUUUGAUCUUAAAGCCAUUUAUAGCUUACAACUCAUUUUCUAUAGUUUCACGACACAAUGCAAAAAUGUACAACUGCUAAAAAAAAUGGGGGAAAAGAGCUAAAAGGAGUACAUUUACAUAAGAACAAAAAGUAGAAAUAUACAAAGUAAUUUUUACAAAUAUAUAUAUAUAUAUAUAUAUAUAUAUAUAUAUAUAUAUAUAUAUAUAUAUAUAUAUAUAUAUAUAUAUAUAUAUAUAUAACUUAUUAGCAUAUUGGACUGGUUUUAGCCUUUUGUUUUUUACAAAAUGACAAAUAUGCAAAUGGUAUCCUAAAUACAAAAUAUACUUGUAUGCUUUAAUGUUUGAGUAUUCUUCCUUGACACUCCUGAUCUACCGGCAACUCUGCACUGAAUUACACAAGCACAUUGUACAGUUGGAAGGGGAUUCACAUGGCCCCACUUGUCGCGGUUUACCUGACACAUGGAAUGGGACAAUUUGGGGGCGGUUGCCAGAUGGCAGUAGAGUGUUGAAUAUCUUAAAAUAUGUUGCUAUGAAGAGUGGCGCUUUCCAUCAUUUUCAGCAGACUGUAUUACAACAGGAUCAACCCCCCCUCUUUCUUUCACUCAACAUUCACCCAGGAAUGGGGCCAUAUGAAUCCCUUCCCUACUAUAAUUUUACACAUUAUGUUGUUUUUUUAAACUGAAGGAGAAUACUUUUUUCUUGUUGUUGUUGUUGUUGACAUUUUUAGUCGUCUGUCAAAACGCACAAUAACUUCCUAAACGUUGAAAUGAGAUCAAAUGUCUUUUAAUGUCACAGCUUAUGUUAUACAGUUUGUAAUAGUGUUCACUUUAAGAUCAUCGAAUAUGACACUUUUUGUUGUGUUAGCAAUGUUAAGUCAACAAAAUGUCACAAUCAGUGUUUUUUGCACCAAAAUGAAUUCAAGGUCAACUAAGAGUAGUUUGGUUGAAGUUCACUUGUUUUAUUUUAGUCGACAUGCACAAGCGUACAUUUUGUUGCCGUUAUGAAUUUGUCCUUUUUUCUUUAUGUGUGCUCAUUUCACGUUGAGAAAUCCUAUUUAUUGUAAGGCAAACGUGUGACAUUUGAAAUCUGCAGUUUGAAGUUUUGAAGUAAAUCCAUGUGGCUUUUUCUUGCUACUGUUUUGUAAAGGUGAAAGAAACGUGUGUUAUUGAGGGAAAACAAGUUGAGUACACAUGCAGUGUCUUCCAAUGUUUCUACGUCUUUUUGCAAAUCAGACUUGCUAUCUAUUAAACAUAAUUUUCUUGAUAUGGAAAACUGUGUUGUUCUGUGUUGCAAAUAAAGAAAUUGUUUGUGCUUCA
Nerophis ophidion (straightnose pipefish) is the source of this 7240-nucleotide messenger RNA. RefSeq lists its product as uncharacterized. Gene Ontology annotation, biological process: regulation of transcription by RNA polymerase II. The transcript has 9 exons. The coding region runs from base 328 to 2346 and encodes 672 amino acids. NCBI's taxonomy places the organism in Eukaryota, Metazoa, Chordata, Actinopteri, Syngnathiformes, Syngnathidae. The record is from RefSeq and is a predicted model, not a curated record. Gene Ontology annotation, molecular function: nuclear receptor activity; transcription cis-regulatory region binding; protein dimerization activity. Gene Ontology annotation, cellular component: aryl hydrocarbon receptor complex; nucleus.